This is a messenger RNA of Arabidopsis thaliana (thale cress), 2846 nucleotides long. RefSeq names its product S-locus lectin protein kinase family protein. Gene Ontology annotation, biological process: recognition of pollen. Bases 150 to 2636 code for a protein of 828 amino acids. The record is from RefSeq and is marked reviewed. Lineage: Eukaryota; Viridiplantae; Streptophyta; Magnoliopsida; Brassicales; Brassicaceae. Gene Ontology annotation, cellular component: plasma membrane. The transcript has a single exon. Gene Ontology annotation, molecular function: protein kinase activity; ubiquitin protein ligase binding; protein serine/threonine kinase activity.
AACCAACCCAAACAUACGACAUAUCUCCUCUCUUUGAUAAUCGCCAUUAACAAACCAAACCUCACGGAGUCUUCUCCUUUUUAAAAGAAGAGUCUCUCUUCAUAAUCAUAUGAUCUCUCUCUCUUUCCAGUUUCCUCUAAGCUUUUCUCAUGGUUUCGUUCUUGACCCUCACUUCCUUCUUUUUCAUCUGCUUCUUCAUCCAUGGCUCUUCCGCCGUCGACACAAUCUCCGGCGACUUUACUCUCUCCGGCGACCAGACUAUUGUCUCCUCCGACGGAACUUACGAAAUGGGUUUCUUUAAACCAGGUUCUUCUUCAAACUUCUACAUAGGUAUGUGGUAUAAGCAACUCUCUCAAACCAUACUAUGGGUAGCCAAUCGAGACAAAGCAGUUUCCGACAAAAACUCAUCAGUUUUCAAAAUCUCCAACGGAAACUUAAUCCUACUCGACGGUAAUUACCAGACUCCGGUUUGGUCCACCGGUCUCAACUCCACUUCCUCUGUUUCUGCUCUUGAAGCGGUUUUGCAAGACGACGGCAAUCUUGUUCUCAGAACCGGCGGCUCUAGCUUAUCAGCUAACGUAUUGUGGCAAAGCUUUGAUCACCCGGGAGACACGUGGCUUCCCGGAGUGAAGAUCCGGUUAGAUAAACGAACCGGAAAGAGCCAGCGACUCACUUCGUGGAAGAGUCUCGAAGAUCCAUCACCAGGUUUGUUCUCUCUCGAGCUAGACGAAUCCACAGCUUACAAAAUUCUCUGGAACGGAUCUAAUGAGUACUGGUCAAGUGGUCCUUGGAACCCUCAGAGCAGGAUCUUUGAUUCGGUUCCCGAGAUGAGACUCAAUUACAUCUACAACUUCAGCUUUUUCUCUAACACCACAGACUCAUACUUCACGUACUCUAUCUAUAACCAGUUGAACGUGUCACGCUUCGUCAUGGACGUGUCUGGACAGAUCAAACAGUUCACUUGGUUAGAAGGAAACAAGGCAUGGAACUUGUUCUGGUCUCAACCUCGACAACAAUGUCAGGUCUAUAGGUAUUGUGGCUCCUUUGGAAUUUGCAGUGACAAGUCUGAGCCUUUUUGCCGUUGCCCACAAGGGUUUAGGCCUAUGUCGCAGAAAGACUGGGACUUGAAGGAUUACUCUGCAGGCUGCGUUAGAAAGACUGAACUACAAUGCUCUCGUGGAGACAUUAACCAGUUUUUUCGUCUUCCGAACAUGAAACUAGCUGAUAAUUCAGAGGUAUUGACAAGAACUAGUCUUAGUAUUUGUGCCUCUGCUUGCCAAGGAGAUUGUUCUUGUAAGGCUUAUGCAUAUGAUGAAGGCUCGAGCAAAUGCUUGGUUUGGUCUAAAGAUGUCUUGAAUCUACAGCAACUUGAAGAUGAAAACAGUGAGGGGAACAUAUUUUAUCUUAGACUCGCUGCUUCUGACGUUCCUAAUGUUGGUGCUUCGGGUAAGAGUAACAAUAAAGGUUUGAUAUUUGGGGCGGUUCUAGGCUCGUUAGGAGUAAUAGUCCUUGUUCUGUUGGUGGUAAUCUUGAUCUUAAGGUACAGGAGGAGGAAGAGAAUGAGAGGAGAGAAGGGUGAUGGUACAUUGAGUGCGUUUAGCUAUAGAGAAUUACAGAAUGCGACAAAGAAUUUCUCGGAUAAGUUAGGAGGAGGAGGUUUUGGUUCAGUGUUCAAAGGUGCUUUACCGGAUUCUAGUGAUAUAGCGGUGAAGAGGCUUGAGGGUAUUAGCCAAGGGGAGAAGCAGUUUAGGACGGAAGUAGUGACGAUAGGAACGAUCCAACACGUUAAUCUAGUGAGGCUUCGCGGGUUUUGCUCCGAAGGAAGCAAGAAAUUGUUGGUUUAUGAUUACAUGCCUAAUGGUUCUUUGGAUUCUCAUCUUUUCUUAAACCAAGUUGAAGAAAAGAUCGUCCUCGGGUGGAAACUGCGGUUCCAAAUCGCGUUAGGGACAGCUAGAGGAUUAGCUUAUCUACACGAUGAAUGUAGAGACUGUAUCAUUCACUGCGAUAUAAAACCCGAAAACAUUUUGUUAGAUUCACAGUUUUGUCCCAAAGUUGCUGAUUUCGGUUUGGCCAAGCUCGUGGGUCGAGAUUUUAGUAGGGUUUUGACGACAAUGAGAGGCACAAGAGGGUAUCUUGCACCGGAAUGGAUAUCGGGAGUUGCGAUAACAGCGAAAGCCGAUGUUUACAGCUACGGGAUGAUGUUAUUUGAGCUUGUUUCCGGGAGGAGAAACACAGAGCAAUCAGAGAACGAGAAAGUCAGAUUCUUUCCAAGUUGGGCCGCGACCAUACUCACCAAAGAUGGAGACAUUCGCUCACUGGUUGACCCUAGACUAGAGGGAGAUGCAGUGGACAUAGAGGAGGUCACGAGAGCUUGUAAAGUGGCGUGUUGGUGCAUACAAGACGAAGAGAGUCAUAGGCCAGCGAUGAGUCAAGUUGUUCAGAUUCUUGAAGGUGUCUUGGAAGUGAAUCCACCGCCUUUUCCAAGAUCAAUUCAAGCUUUAGUCGUUUCCGAUGAAGACGUGGUCUUCUUUACUGAGUCGUCAUCUUCGUCAAGCCAUAAUUCUUCACAGAAUCACAAGCAUUCUUCUUCUUCUUCUUCUUCCAAGAAAAUGACCAACGAUAACUCUUCUGCUUAGUUAAUAAUGUAAACUCAUGUUUAUCAAUGUGUAAUUUUAAUAGUGAAUGAGUAGUAACAUAGCAAGAAAAUCACUGAAUGUUCUUCUAUUGUAUCAUUAUUUAUUUCUUACAAGAACGCUACGAAUUUGUGUAAAUUUAUAUAUGUUACAAGAAUGUUACCAAUUUGUGUAAAGUUUGAUCUUUUUAAACCUCAUCAUUUCGGUUCCAAA